AUUAGGCUUUUAUUUUAUCUGUGUUAUGAGCAGUAUUAUUUUAAAAAUAAAUAUUAUAAAUUUUUCUUACAGGUGAAACAAAUAAUGGAAGAAGCUGUCACAAGAAAAUUUAUUCAUGAAGAGAGCAGCAGCAUUACAUCUUUAUGUGCUGCUGUUGAUGCUUGUCUUUCUCACAAUUUAAAAAGAAGAGCACUCGGUCUGUUUAAGACAAAUUCUACGACUGCUCUGUUACAGAAAGUUGCCAAGUGCUUUGAACCGGCUGCUGAAAUAGCACAAAUGGUUGCAGAGAUUGAAAACACUGAUCCAAACAAGAGGUCUUCAUCCAGUAGUGACAGCACCAACAAAUUAAAGCCAAUACAGAGCAAAAAGUUGCAAGUUCAAUAUGGUACUCGAUAUCUUUGGAUUAGAUUGGCAUUAUUUGAAAAGAAGUUAUCCAAAAUUGUUGAUCAUCUAGUUCAGAAUAGCAGUAAAUAUUAUGAAAAGGAUGCUUUGGUGGCAGAUCCAGUAUCUGGCCAAAUUCUUGCUAGUUUAUUAGUUGGACCAUGUGCUUUGGAUUAUUCAAAAAUGAAAACUCAAGAUCAUUACUGGACAGAUCCACCAGCUGAUGAAUUAGUUCAACGACAUCGUCUUUCAAGUGGUAUUCCUCUAUUGCAUAGUCCUGCUACCCCUCCAUCAAGCAGAAGACCUGGUUUACAAUAUCGUAAAGAUGUUAGAAUUUCUGGAAGUAGUGAAGAAGGACACCGUAUGAUUCCAGUUGUUGCUAGAGAUUAUGUUGAGUCAUUACAUCAGAAUUCUAAAUCUACCUUAUUAUAUGGAAAGAAUAAUGUCUUAAUCCAGCCAGUUGGACCAUGUGCUUUGGAUUAUUCAAAAAUGAAAACUCAAGAUCAUUACUGGACAGAUCCACCAGCUGAUGAAUUAGUUCAACGACAUCGUCUUUCAAGUGGUAUUCCUCUAUUGCAUAGUCCUGCUACCCCUCCAUCAAGCAGAAGACCUGGUUUACAAUAUCGUAAAGAUGUUAGAAUUUCUGGAAGUAGUGAAGAAGGACACCGUAUGAUUCCAGUUGUUGCUAGAGAUUAUGUUGAGUCAUUACAUCAGAAUUCUAAAUCUACCUUAUUAUAUGGAAAGAAUAAUGUCUUAAUCCAGCCAAGAGAAAACAUAGAAACUAUGCCAGGAUAUUUAUCAUUGCAUCAAACACCAGAAGGUUUAAUAAUUAAGUGGACUCCAAAUCAAUUAAUGAAUGGCUGUUAUACAACUAAUGAAGAUGAAGCAACUCAGGAUAAAAGUAUCUAUUGGGAUUAUGCUCUAAAUCUAAAAGUAGAUGAAAUUGUUUACCUGCAUUGUCAUCAGCAAGCUGAUAGUGGUGGUACUAUCGUACUUGUGGGUCAAGAUGGUGUCCAACGUCCACCCAUACAUUUCCCCAAAGGAGGUCACAUGUUAGCUUUUCUGUCGUGUCUGGAGAAUGGACUGCUGCCUCAUGGUCAACUGGAUCCCCCCUUAUGGUCUCAGAGGGGCAAAGCUCAAGAAAUGAUGGAUCCAUUAACAACAAGAGGUACAUCAUCAUGGAAUUCAGUAGCCAGUGGAAAAUAUCCUCCUUCAAUAAAACAGUUGUCAUCUUCUUCAUCGUCAUCCACAUCAAGUUCAAAAUCAUUUCCAGAAGGAAAUGGUCUAACAUUAGAUAGAACUAAGAGAUUUAUUCAAAAACAAGAUAAUGUAGCUACUGACCAGUCAAUUCAGAUUUUGUGUGACACAAUGAAGAGGCAGAUUAUUUCCAGGGCAUUUUAUGGAUGGUUGGCUCACUGCCGUCAUCUUUGUACGGUACGUACGCAUUUAUCCGGAUUAGUCAAUUCUGUGAUAAUUUCACCUGAUGAACCUUGUGAUGCUACAAUCGGUUUAACUGCUGAAAUUUGGAAUGCUAUGAACUGCAAUAAAGAUAUGGACAUAAUGGAGAUGUAUAGGCUAACUUAUUUUGGAGGUGUUGAACACAAAAUUAGAAAAGAGGUAUGGCCUUAUCUUCUAGGCCAUUAUGAAUUUGGAAGUUCACAAGAAGAAAGAGAACAGCAUGACAAAAGUAUACAGAGCUCAUAUGAAAGUAUCAUGUCUGAAUGGCUUGCAGUGGAAGCCAUUGUCAAACAAAGAAAUAAAGAAACUAUGGCUGCCAAUCUUGCAAAGCUAUCUUCAGAGAGUACAAAUAGUGAAAUUCCUUUAGUUGGUCCAAAAGACACAAGUCUAAGUAACGAUGUAUUUGAAGAUUUAAACAGUGAAGAAUCAUUUGAUCAGUCUGAUGAUAUUCCUCAAGUAGUGACUGAUGACAAAGAUCAGCAGCUUCCGGAAAUUGAAGUGAAAACUGAAAUUUCUUCUCUUAUCUUACCAGCUGAAUCGGAAUCUUUAUCUGAUGAAAUUGUAAUUGAAGAUCAAAAUGUAUCAAUUGAUCCCAUGGAUUAUGUUGAUGAAAAUGUUCUUGACACAUCCAUGAAAGAGGACACAGACAAUUUGAAUGUUGAAACAGGAAUGGAUGAAUUGUCAGUUGGUGAUCUUUGUGAUGACAACAAGUUAUCAGCAGAAUCUCAUUCCAGUUGUAUUUCACCAGUAUCUUCCAGUGGAGGAGUUUAUUCAAUGGAACUAUUGGAUUUAUUUUCUUUAAACCUUCACCGUAUUGAUAAAGACGUUCAAAGGUGCGAUAGAAAUUACUGGUACUUCACAACGGAAAAUCUUGAAAAAUUAAGAAAUGUCAUGUGCACUUACGUCUGGCAACAUUUGGAUGUUGGGUACAUGCAAGGAAUGUGUGAUCUUGUUGCUCCUUUAUUAGUGAUAUUUGAUGAUGAGGUAUUAACAUAUAGUUGUUUUUGUGAAUUAAUGAAACGAAUGGCUGCUAAUUUUCCUCAUGGUGGUGCAAUGGAUGCUCAUUUUGCAAAUAUGAGAUCACUUAUUCAGAUUCUUGAUGCUGAAAUGUUUGAAUUAAUGCAUCAAAAUGGUGACUACACACACUUCUAUUUCUGUUACAGAUGGUUUCUCUUAGAUUUCAAAAGAGAACUUGUCUAUGAUGAUGUAUUCAGUAUAUGGGAAACAAUUUGGGCUGCCAAACACAUAGCUUCUAAUCAUUUUGUACUCUUCAUUGCAUUAGCAAUGGUUGAAUACUACAGAGAUAUCAUUCUGGAGAAUAAUAUGGAUUUUACAGAUAUUAUUAAGUUUUUCAAUGAAAUGGCAGAGAGACACGAUGCCAAAGCUGUUCUAAAAAUCUCCAGGGAUCUUGUGCAUCAGAUUCAAACCCUCAUCAUAACAAAUGACGAUUGAUCAUUUUAGUUGACAACUAUACUCUGCUAGUUUGUUACAAGGGAAUGUAAAAUUACAUUUUGACACUAGCGAGGUUGCGCCCGACAUUUUCAUCUCUAAAACGUGAGCGUCGAACGUCGAGCACCGUUACCUUGUAAGCGGCGCUCGACAUUCACGUUUUAGAGAUGAAAACAUCGGCCACAAUCUGGCUACUAUGUUUUGAUCAGAAGUAUCAUUAAGAAAAUGUUUUUAUUAUGAUUAAUUUAUUAAUAUUUAAAAGAGAACAGGCUAAUUUUACUUAUAACUUUAUUCUGAUAACAUAAAAACAAAUUAUUUAUUGUAGAGUGUUUAAUUAGCUUUGCAAGAAAUUACUGGAAAUUUCAAAUUGCACUGAAUUUUAGAAUAAGUACUAAAACUUUUAGAAUUACUUAUAUAUUGUUUCUUUUUGAUUGUUAAAUUAGCACACAUUUAAAUCAAUUAUAAAGCCAUUGUUUUUAAAGAAACUCUGAAAUUUGUGGUAAUUUUCUUUGAAAAUGUUGUUAAACAAUACUAAAUAAAUAUAAGAAUAUAUUUAUUAAAUUUAGUAAACAUUGUUUAAUAAUGUUAAAAUUUUUCCACCUGUAUGGAUUUCUAAAAACGUUCCACUUACUUUUUAAGAGUGCCACAAUUAUAAACAAGGAUUGGUAUGUAAUUUGGAAUCCAUUAAUACUACAACAACAAUCACAAUAUAAAGAACAUUGCUUAUAAAACUUUUAUGUAACCAUACAAGUUAUAAUUUUAAUACUUCUUUGAUUUAAAGUACUAUUUCUCUUUUUUAUUCAUUUAAAAAAGAGAGAAGUCUACUAUCUAGUACUAUCUAAUCAAUAAUAACUUGUUUUGCUUUUAUAGCCAAUAUUUUUAAUCUGUUUCUUAUAUGUACUUUCAAUAUGACAAUACAAGAAACGUAAACGAGAGAAUUGCAUAAGAAAUAUACCAAAAAUCCCAUUUUUAUAAUCAAAUCCAAAUUUAUAAAUAGAACAUUACAGAAAAGGAAAGAUUGUUUGUUUUGAUUUUUAUUAAUUACCAGCUUCAGAAGCAUUUGUUUUCAGAAUCUAGUCACGGAGAAAGUCGUGCAUUCCAGGUUCAGAAUUAUCUCGAAUAUUUAAAUACGUAUAAUUAAAUAUUCAAGUGAAUAAAUAUUUAAAUGUGUGUCGGUUGGUAUCACAAAUAAAC
Molecule: messenger RNA, 4482 nt
Organism: Centruroides sculpturatus (bark scorpion)
Lineage: Eukaryota; Metazoa; Arthropoda; Arachnida; Scorpiones; Buthidae
Product: small G protein signaling modulator 2-like
Exons: 24
Coding region: 85-3291 (1068 amino acids)
Biological process (GO): activation of GTPase activity
Molecular function (GO): GTPase activator activity
Source: RefSeq, a predicted model, not a curated record